CGACGAUUUUGCGCAGUUUUCUGCGUCCCCUUCUCGCCUCUACUUUUCCCUGCUCACUAUAUUCCCCACCUCAACAAAGGUAUACUAUAGCGGACUUUCCAAAUGGCAUCAUCAAUUGAGAUCAGCGACCCUCUUACCAUGAACCUGCAGAGGCAGACUCGCCUCUUGCUCUCCCAAUUUCCCGCCGACUCACCUCACUCGGCUGCUAUCCAAAAUGUCUCUACGAACUCAGAGCUGCUGAACGUCUUAUCACAUCUGCUGUUGACUCCCGGCUUGACUGAACUCGUCGCGACUGCCUUCCGACCACUUCUAGUAGAUUUGUGCGCCCGGUGGUUGCAAAAUGAUCAGAACGAAGACGAUAAAUUCGAAGCUUUUUGCUUCUUGCUGGAGUUACAUCCUGAGAUCUAUCCUAUAUUCUCUGUGUUUUUGCGUCACCCUGGCCGCGAAGGCGGCCCACUAGCCUUUGUCAUGCGCAACGACAAUGUGCAACACAUUGGCUCCCUUUUCUUGCAUCGGAGGUUACUUGGUUAUUAUCGCAUUUUGCAAGCGAAUAGAGAAGUGCCCCGCAUACUUCUUUGGUCGCUCUCCCCACUUUCCAAACUCAUUUGGGCGCCUCACCCCGAUAACGGUGUGCGCUUCCUCUCUAUUCGGUGCUAUGCUUUGCAGUCCGGCAUGAUGGAAGGCGAGAGGAUGAAGAUGGAGAAAAAGCUGGUAGGCGACGUCGCCAAGGUGGAUAGCCCGAUCGCAUACGGCGCGAACGUCGACGGUAGCCCGGUUCACAUGGACGGUUGGAUCCUGCCGGGAAUGGAGGCAAACCGCAUCACUAAUGCAAGGAACGCUCACCUAAAGCCUCAAAACUAUUUUUCAUUCGAAGGAAACGACUCACGCGAGCCUAUUCAUCCGGCAGAACUGAGUCCUCUUGUCGUGAACGUGCAUGGCGUCCUCAUGUUCCGUUCCUCGAAAUCUGUUUCGCAAGACACUACACUUAUCGAGACGCCCACCGCGGUGCAAUCCCUGCGCACACUCGCCAUACAUCACUCCCUCCACGUGCCGACCCUGCUCACUUCGGCUCCCUCCUCGGGCAAGUCGCUUCUUCUCUCGCACCUCGCGUCCACCCUGUAUCCAGACGCCCACAACCAAAUUGUCACGAUCCAUCUCGCGGACACGUCCCUGGACGCGCGUUCGCUGCUCGGCUCAUAUGCGUCUUCGUCGACACGCCCAGGCGCAUUCGAGUGGCGCGAAGGCGUGCUUGUGCGUGCGAUGCGUGAGGGAAAGUGGGUCGUGUUCGAGGACAUCGACCGCGCAAGCAACGAGGUGCUCGGUGUCAUCAAGCCGCUCGUAGAAUCGCUCAGACUCGAUAAAUGGAUCGGCGGGCGCGCAUAUAUCGAGAUACCGAACAGGGGUACCGUCAUCGCUGAGGAUAGCUUCGCCAUUUAUGCUACGCGCUCGGUUUCGCCGUCGAGGAACGGUACAUUCGCUAGCCCAACCUUCUUCGGAGUGCACAAGUUCCACGAAAUGAUCGUCUCGUCGCCCACCCCCGAGGACCUGCGAAUGAUCGUCGACACGAAAUAUCCGCGAUUAGCCGGAGUUGCCGCACGAGGCUUCAUCCGCAUGUGGGAGGCGAUCAAAGCUCUGGGGCCGACAUCCUCCAUACGCGACGUUGGACUACGUGAGCUGGACAAGCUUUGCACACGUGCGGAGCACUUGUUGCCCACAUCCUCUCAAUCCAUGGACAUCGAUCUCGACGUCAACCGACCGCUCAUUCUCCCAAUCAUCUUUCCAAACCCGACUGUUCGCGAAGACCUGUACCUCGAGGCGCGUGACGUAUUCUUCGGCGCGGGCGCAACGACUGCGUCUGCCCGUGCGCACAUGGACGCUGUCGCAGCUAUUGCUGCAGAGCACCUGGGCCUGUCACCCGAGCGCCGGGACUGGCUCUUGCGCGGUCAUGCACCGGAGUUUGAGGUGGAGAAAGACGUGAAUGGGCGCACAACUGCAGUGCGUGUGGGUCGCACCCGGCUGCGAGCACGUGCAGCGAAGGGGCAAGUAUCUACGGCUCCUGCACGUCCGUUCGCGAUGCAUCGGCCGGCGGUGCAGCUCCUCUCGCGGAUCGCCACGGCCGUCUCUCUUUGCGAGCCCGUACUACUUACAGGCGAGACCGGCACGGGAAAGACGAGCGCCGUGACACAUCUUGCGGCACUGCUCAACCGACCUCUGGUGUCCCUCAACUUGUCGAACCAGACAGAAUCGUCUGACUUGAUCGGCGGGUUCAAGCCGGUAGAUGCACGCGUGCCAGGGACAGAACUCCAUGCUCGGUUCGCGGAGCUGUUCGAGGGGACGUUCAGCAGGAAGAAGAACGCGAAGUUUCAGGAGUCGGUGAGGAAGGCAGUGUUAGAGGGUAAGUGGAAGAGGGCGGUGGGGUUGUGGAGGGAGGCGCUGAAGUUGGCGAGGGGCAAGAUACAGGCAAGGGAGACUGGUGGAACGACGGUGGAGAGAGGCACUGCGGGUAUGGAGACACCAAGGAAGCGACGGAAAACAGAACACGAUGGCUUGAAUGUGUCCGAGGCCAGUUGGAUAGCGUUCGAGGAAGACGUACAAGCAUUCGAAGUGCAGCACGUGCAAGGCAACAGCAAAUUCGCGUUCGCAUUCGUCGAAGGUCUUCUCAUCAAGGCAUUGCGCAACGGUGAUUGGAUUCUCCUCGAUGAAAUCAAUCUAGCCACUCCGGAGACACUAGAAUGCAUUUCAGCUCUGCUACACAGCAGGGACGCGUCGAUCACGCUCACCGAACAGGGUGCAGUCGAGCCAGUCCCGCGCCACCCAGAUUUCCGCCUGUUCGCGUGUAUGAAUCCGGCGACGGAUGUCGGCAAGAAGGACCUCCCGCCUAACAUCAGAUCCCGCUUCACCGAACUCGACGUACCUUCACCGGACGCUGACAAGCAAACGUUGUUGAGCAUUGUGGAUCAAUACAUCGGCGGUUGCGCAGUCGGGGAUCGAGGUGCUGUUAUGGACGUCGCGGAGUUCUAUGCGGCCGUCAAGCGGUUGGCGGACGAGCGUAAGAUUGCGGAUGGAGCGAACCACCGGCCACACUAUAACAUGCGUACGCUUGCGCGCGCGUUGACGUAUGCGGCAGACCUCGCAAGCACGUAUUCGCUGAGACGGGCGUUGUGGGAAGGUUGCCUGAUGGCCUUCACCAUGGUGCUUGACGAGCCGAGUGCCGCAGCUGUUACGGCUCUGGCACAGCAACAUAUACUGGCUGGCGUGCGCAACCCGAAGUCGCUGUUGACCAGGGUACCCGUUGCUCCUCACCCCGCGGAUGCUUAUAUCAAGUUUGGUGCAUUUUACCUCGAACGAGGGCCCCUGCCGGAAGAUCCGGUCGAGAACUACAUCAUGACGCCCUCUGUGGAGACGAAGCUUGUGGACUUGGCACGGAUCAUCGCUGCGAAAAGAUACCCCGUGUUGAUCGAGGGCCCGACGUCUAGCGGCAAGACAAGCUCCAUCGAGUACCUGGCGAAGCGGACCGGUCAUCGCUUCGUGAGGAUUAACAACCACGAGCAUACUGACAUCCAGGAGUACUUGGGCACGUACGUGUCUGAUCCGAUGACGGGCAAGCUCGUCUUCAAGGACGGCCUUUUGGUCCGAGCGCUCAGGAAUGGCGACUGGAUUGUGUUGGACGAGUUGAAUCUCGCACCGACUGAUGUCCUCGAAGCGCUGAACCGUCUUCUGGAUGACAACCGGGAGCUUGUCAUUCCCGAGACGCAGGAGGUCGUCCGUCCACAUCCUCAUUUCCGACUAUUUGCCACACAGAACCCGCCUGGACUCUAUGCCGGGCGGAAGGUCCUCUCUCGCGCAUUUCGGAAUCGUUUCCUGGAGGUACACUUCGAGGACGUUCCUCAGACGGAGCUAGAGACCAUUCUGUGCCAGCGAUGUCGAAUCGCACCAUCGCACGGCCAGCGCAUCGUCAGCGUCUUCCAAGAGCUCCAGAAACGGCGUCAGUCGGGUCGUGUUUUCGAGAGCAAAAACGCCUUUGCCACUCUCAGAGAUCUUUUCCGAUGGGCGCAGCGAGACGCAAUCAACUAUCAGGAGCUGGCAGAGAAUGGCUAUAUGCUCCUAGCUGAGCGUGCACGGCGCGCAGAUGACAAGAUCGUCGUGAAAGAGGUUAUCGAGUCGAUCAUGAAGGUUCGUAUCGACGACGAGCGCCUGUACAACUUGCAAGGCUACCGCGCUGAACAACCUGACUUUUUGGGCUGCCCUAUUCCUGCUAAGGGCGAGCUGGUCUGGACAUCUGCUAUGCAAAGGCUCUUUGUUCUCUUGGCUCGGGCUCUUCGGUUCAAUGAGCCUGUGCUUCUGGUUGGAGAAACGGGAUGCGGUAAGACGUCUGUUUGUCAGCUGUAUGCUAGCAUUCUGUCCAGGACGCUACGGACCGUGAACUGCCACCAGAACACCGAGACAGCUGAUCUCAUCGGUGGGUUGAGGCCGAUCCGUAACCGCGCCGCUAUCGAAACUGACACACUGCGCGAGGCAUUGUUUGUCCUCCAAAAGAUGGGUAUUGAUAAUUGUGCAGCUGAAUCUCAGGCUCUAAUAUCUGCUGUUGAUGGUCUCUUGAAAUCGACUGCUCUCGAUGCUUCUGCACUGGCUACACUAAGAGCGACUCGGUUGAAGCUGCAGCGGCUGUCGGCUCUGUUCGAAUGGCACGACGGUCCACUGAUAGAGGCUAUGCGUCAAGGUGACAUCUUCUUGCUGGAUGAGAUCUCACUGGCCGACGACUCUGUACUGGAGAGAUUGAACAGUGUCUUGGAGCCUGAAAGAACCAUCGUACUCGCCGAACGAGGGGGAGAUAACCUCGAACUUCCUUCAAUUCGAGCCGUCGAGGGUUUCAAGCUGGUGGCAACCAUGAAUCCAGGUGGCGACUACGGCAAGAAGGAACUGUCUCCGGCCCUCAGGAAUCGGUUCACGGAAAUAUGGGUGCCCCCUCUUACGGAUCGACGAGAUAUCCAGUGUAUCGUGGAGAGCCUUUGGCAACACGAAUCGUUGCAGGCGUGUACUUCACCUCUCCUGGAGUUCGUCGAGUGGCUCUGCGCACAAGCCGCCGACCGGUCUGUCGUCAGCAUUCGCGAUAUUAUCGCAUGGGUCAAUUUCACGAAUGCAGUGUUUGCCACAAAGAGUGGCCAAAUGCCGGCCAGCCAGAUUUUCCAUCAUGCUGCUCGCAUGACCUUCAUAGAUGGGCUCAAUUCCCUGCCGCAGUUCUCUUCAUACUCGUGGGAUUCCAUGGAGAAAGUAACGAUGGCGGCCUUGGGCAAGCUUCAGGAGCUGAUUCCUGUGGUGGAGGAGAAAUGCGCACAAUCAACCUCUGUCCACCAGUCGUCAUCAGAAAUACAUAUAGGAUCCUUCUCAAUUCCCCGUGGGCCUGAGCAAUGUGUGUCCCAGCAGUUCAGCUUCCUCGCACCGACAACACGUGAUAACGCUAUGCGAGUGGUGCGAGCAUGCCAGCUGCCUAAACCCGUGCUUUUAGAGGGCAGCCCUGGUGUCGGUAAGACCAGCUUGAUCAGUGCGAUCGCUAGUAUCUGUGGGUAUGAGCUUUGCCGUAUCAAUCUAUCAGACCAAACGGACUUGGUGGACCUAUUUGGAUCAGACUUGCCCGUCGAAGGCGGUGACCCCGGCCAGUUUGCCUGGAAGGAUGCUGAUUUUCUGAAGGCUUUACAAGAGGGCCGCUGGGUGCUGCUUGACGAGAUGAACCUUGCUCCACAAGCUAUCCUGGAGGGUUUGAAUGCCGUCCUGGACCAUCGCGGCACAGUCUACAUACCGGAACUCGGUCGUUCAUUCACACGUCAUCCAUCUUUCCGUAUCUUUGCUGCGCAGAACCCGCUGCAUCAAGGCGGUGGUCGUAAAGGCCUUCCAAAAUCGUUCCUGAAUCGUUUCACCAAGGUCUUCGUUCAGGAACUCACGGCGGAUGAUAUGCUUGUCGUCUGUAAAAGUCUUCAUCCUGACAUUUCAGACGCCACUUUGCGGCCUAUGAUCUCAUAUACCGCGCAACUGAAUGAAGAAAUUAUGGUCAAACGGGCAUUUGCCAGAGAGGGCUCGCCUUGGGAAUUCAACCUCCGUGAUGUAAUACGAUGGGCCACACUGCUGCAACGCUCGGGCCCAAAUACACAUCCUGCUCAGUUCCUGUCCUCGGUAUUCCUUGAGCGGUUCAGGAAUGUAAACGACAGGCGACAGGCUCGAUUGCUCUUCGACCGCGUAUUUGCAGACUCCUCACACCCGACAUCCCCUUCCCUGUCUGUCUCGCCGGAGUACCUUCGGGCUGGCAAUUUCUUUGUUGAUCGAGUUGGGUGCUGCCUCGGUCAUCGCGCGGGACAGGCUCUACAGGCGUGCACCGCUACAAUCGAAAGCGUUGGCACUUGCAUAUCGAAUAAUUGGUUGGCCAUAUUGACCGGAUCCCACGGUACAGGAAAGACGGCACUAGUGAGGUUGAUGGCCCACUUAUGUGGCAAGACCCUAAAGGAGCUGGCGGUCAAUAGUGCAACCGAUGCAGCCGAUCUUUUGGGCGGUUACGAGGAAAUUGAUAUCGAAUAUCGCAUUUUAGCGCUCGUCCGAAGCGUUCUUUCAUUCUUUGACGCAAUAUCAUGUUCUACUAGCGGUUCGAAGAUUCAUGCCACCGCGCAGCUUGAUGCCCUCGAAAAGAUCAUCCACGCGAACCGCCUCACCCACGAUGUCCAAGAAAUACUCGCGAACAUGUCUCACCUGCUCUCACUUCCCCUAGACAUACCUGAGCAGUCGAGGGCGCAGCGCGAUAUUCUUUUGUUAAAUGUGACAAAGAUAUCUAAUCUGGUUGGUCGAAAGGGACAAUUGGAAUGGGUCGAUGGACCUCUUGUAACUGCCCUGAAAGAGGGAUGUUGGCUCGUCCUGGACGGUGCAAACCUGUGCAAUCCCUCGGUGCUAGACCGUCUCAAUUCUUUAUGCGAGCCGAACGGUGUCUUGACCCUCAAUGAAAGAGGCCAGUUCAAUGGGAAAAUCGAGAUCAUCAAGCCACAUCCUGAGUUCAAACUGUUCAUGUGCAUGGACCCUCAGUUCGGUGAACUAUCACGAGCCAUGCGAAACCGUGGCAUAGAAAUCUCUCUAGUGGAGACACUGACCGAAGAGGACCGAAGAAGGGUUCUUGACCAUCUUCAUCUUCCUGCCAUCUGCUCUUCCAAUGUGAAGGACGCAUCGCUCCUGUAUGAGAUCGCUAGGCGCGGCACGUGCCGGCGAGAUUCUGUCGCAAACAUGGAUGAUUGGUCUAGCGGACGUCUCAUUGGCGAGGACUCUCCGAAUGCUUGGGUGACACGGACCGCGCUUUCGUUGAACAUUCGGCAGUCCCUGCCGACAUUGGAGCAUCGUUCGGUCACCUACUUUGCCGCAAAUAGCAUGGUACCAAACUUCUCAUCAUAUAUCUCUCGGUGGAUCGCAUUGCCGUCGCCCAUAGGUCUAGCCGAUCAUGCACAGACAAUCAUGCAUCUUAUCCGCUCUUUAUUCAGCAGCGACUCCUCUCGCGCAAUACGACAGCUUCUCCAAAGCCAGUGCAGUCGAGUGCCUGACAGUUGUCAUGGCUUACUCCCCUACGAGCCGUUAGAAUCCCAAUUGCCUGACGAUCGUUCAGAAUUUGUGGCGGAGGACUUACUCAUGGUUCUUCGUCUGCUUGUAACUUUGCUGCUCGACAAGGAAGAUGACAGACUGCAUGGGGACGAAAGUCGACGAGUGCAUGAACAUCGUAGGCGGAGCGCCACGGACCACCUUCGAAUGCGGGCGGCGGAUGCAGCAAGGUUAUUGCUGGAGGCGAUGCACAGGGUGGGACAGGAUCGAAUUGAGCACAUUGAUGCAGGGCCAGCUAGUGUUGAUAUCGCCGUCAUGGCAAGAUUGUUAUCUUUUGCCUUCUACUUGAGAGCUGCCGCACUCGGAAAAUCCUUCGAUUAUUCCUCCGUCCAAGUUCUCCUCCGUUGGGUAUCGGAGACGUUGCGAAAUGGUUCGCCGAUGCUCGCAGACAUCGAAUCUCACGUGGAUAACUUGAGUCGCAUCGUUUGUCCUACAUCUGGAGUUGCCUUGGCAGACAUAUGGUCAUCUCUCGCCGAUCUCAACAUUCCGCGUAAUAUUCAGACGUAUCUGAUUGAUUUGGAGGCUGCUGUGCUGGGAUCGAGCAUUUUGGACGAGCGUUCUGAGGCUCUGGACCUCAUGGCAUUGUGGACGUCGCCAGAAAGGUCCUCAAAGACGGAACAACGCAAAUUGGUCAGCUUGAGUGAGAAUUUACUCCUGCGUUUAAGCACAGGUGAACCUCCGAUACACAUGGACGUACACCGUGUCGAUGCUCUAGCGCUUAUGGCUGAAUUGACCACCAUGUAUCGACUAGCAUGGCACUGGAACUCUCAGUUGACAGAAUCUGCAAAAGAUGCGAUUCACCAAUUCAUCCGUUAUGGAAGCCGUCACCUCAAAAUGUCACGCUUAGUUCCAUAUAGACAGUUGCUGUGGAUUUCUGAUAUGAACACAAAUGGUUCCGCUGAGGUACUAUUAUUCGCAAGGGCCCACCAACAGUGGCUUGAGACCAUUUGGGACCUAACUCCUGUUGCUCAGGCAAGAGGUCCUUCUAUCUUAUUUCUGCCUGUGGAAUUGCACGAGUCUGUCAUGAACGAAGAAGAAAGGUCCUUGAAACAUUUGCGUUCGCUUGAAUGUUCUCUGCUCCGCCGUUCAGAGUUCUAUCUGGCUCAAUUAGCUGAACAUGAUGUCACACGGGCGACGCAAGUCACGAUUCUGCUAUUGCAAUCCAUGCUUAUGAUUGCAGCCUGCCUAGAGGACGAAAGUAGCAUGGGAGACCACGGAGACCUCAUCAGAGUUUUGCCCGGCCAAGAUCUGUCACGAUCUAUCCUCAUCACCCUCGCUCAUCUGGAGAAGACUCCUCACGAGGCGUUUGGGACCUAUGUCCAUCAGCAUCUGCGACCAGCACUUAAACAAAUGCAUCACUCGCAUGAGAAUUCCAGUCCGUUAUUACUUACGGACGUAGGGAAGUGUUGGAUUGCACUUGGUCGGGCGCUGCUCGGCUUAUAUGUUCCAAAUACCCCUAUCGACCCUGCAGCCAUGCAACAAUUUGCCAAAGGCUUCUGGCAAGAUCAAAUCACGUUGCUAUCUGCUCAGCUUCGGCUUCAUUUGCAGUUCAACUCUCUUAUGCAUGGACAUAGCAGCAGCCCUUCGACGCACUUCCUGCAGGGUCUACUACACGACGCCGAGCUGUGCUGCGAACAUCAUGCCCUGUACUCUCAUGCGCGAGGCGAUCUGGCCCGACUGCAUUCGUUCUGGGCUGAAGUUCUGCAAGUGAUGUCUCAGGUUAUUCCUCCAGCCAAGGUCGACUCUAUCAUUGCAGAUUUGACAAAUGGGCAAGGUCAUGCGAUCUCACGAGAAAGUCUUCUGCAAGAGUCGUUGGCUGCAUUCCUUCAGCGACUUCGUGAUGCUUAUCCGGACUAUUUGGAUAUCAGCGGGCCCAUCCAUCUAGCCAUUUUAUACAUGAAGUUGGGACUACGCCUAGUCGCUGAUGGAGUCAAGCAAACAAGCAUCAGCGUUGUUGCACCUCUGGCUGAAGCCCUAGUGGCCUUCCCAUCAGUAAGAAGUGUGGACCUGUUGCUUCGAUGUCACAGCCUUUCGUCGACACUUCCUAUUGCCAGCUCAAUGCUGUCGACAAGUUCUACUGGAAUCGCACUAAAUGUGUCUCUUGGGAUGGGUCUUGCGGACGUUGUUCCUAUGCUUCAAAUUCUCUACGAACAGAUCUACGGCUUGUGGUCUGUAGAUCGAGCCAGAAGAGAAGAUGCAGAACGUCAAGCGCAAUCCUUGUAUCGCCAGAGCACAACUGAGCACAAGCCUAUUUCCGAUGCAGAUCUGGAAGAACAAGAGUUCCUGUCGCUAUUUCCUCAAUUCGAUCAUACCUUAGAUCCCGAUGCGACAGGACAAGCAGCUACGAAGAAACUCACACUGGGCAAUGAUUGUCCUUCCAUGGUCCAGAUCGGCGAGAUUCAUUGUUGGUUGUUUGACAAGACUGCCUCUGCCUCAUCUGCUUUGAUCACUACGCUAUUCGUACGUUUGCGACGGCUCCUCAUACCGGAUCUAUUGGAUGGCGAGCUAGAGAGCAUGCCGGAGACUCUGGACCUCGAUAGCCAUCCCUUCCGGUUGGCGUUACUUCAAGAGCGUAUAGCCUCGUUGCGUGGCGAUAUCAACGUCCGGGACAAGGCUUACAGUUUCUACCUUGAUGCGAAUGUCCCAGAGGUGCGAAAGGCCGUCGGGAUCCUUCAUCGCCUUCAGGAUAGACUUCAAAGCCUGAUACAAGAGUGGCCCGAUCAGAUGGUUCUGCAGCACCUUCACGCACGUUGUGAAAGCCUUUUAGACCUUGAAUCCUCCAGUCCCAUCGCGAGAGUCAUUUCUGCGACAGAGCAGCUUGUAUUACAAAUGGAGGAUUGGGAGAUGUACUCAAAUCGGGACAACACUCUGAAAGCGUAUCAACAGGAGUUGGUAUCAUUGGUGGUCGAAUGGCGGCGUCUCGAACUUUCUUCAUGGAGAGGUCUGCUUCAGACUGAGGCUCACAAAUUUUCCGUCAGCGCCCAUGAAUGGUGGUACAAGCUUUAUGAAGCCAUAGUCCAUGGCGUCACUGCGGCUGCCAGCGAGGAACAGAAAGGCUCGAUGGACGCUCUUUCUCAAUAUCUCGACAGCUUAGUCCCUCUCUUGGACGAUUUCCUCACGUCUGGCCCGCUAGGGGAGUAUCAGUCCCGUUUCCAGCUCCUUUCGAGCUUCGGCGAAUACACCAAACAGCUGACAGUGCAUCACUGGAAAUGGUGUUCCGCGAUGAAACGGGUACAGCGCAUUGUGGAGUACAAUCAACGCUACUAUGGUCAGUUUGUGGCAAAAGUCAAGGCAACUCUGGAUAGUCGUCAGACCGAAUUUGAAAAAGAAGUCGCUGACUACAUCAAAUUGGCGAGUUGGAAGGAUAUCAACGUGCUAGCUCUGAAACAGAGUGCCCAAAGGAGUCAUAAGCAGCUGUACAAAGUCAUCAGGAAGUUCCGUGAAGCGUUACGUCAACCGGUGAAUGAAUACCUGGACCUGCGGAACACUCCUAAUGUUGUCGCUGAACAACACGCCAUUGUCAAGGACGACGCGUUCCCGCGCGUGCCUCUUGACCUUCAGCUAGCCGGAUUCUCCUCAUCCAUGGACAUAUCUCCUCACCUCGCCAAUCUGUGCAGAACUUACGGGGCCUUUCAACAAUUCAUUGCUGAUCAAGUCAAGCCUUGCAUUCAGUCAAUAUCUCCUAGCGACGUCGAUGAGUUGACGGAUGCCAUUGCGACCACCUCUAAGGCUCUUUCAAAGACCGCAAUCCCGCAUGACAUCCCAACUGAUCAGAGGAACAAGCUUGCGAAGUCUCUACUCAAUCGGAAACGGCGAGCAUGGAGCGACCUUCUCAAGGAGCUGAAACGGAUUGGUUUCUCCACGAAUGCGAAGCCAGAGGUGUUAGAACAUAUGCGAAAUCCUCGUCAAUUCAGAGAACAAAACCUCGGAGGCUCGACGUCCCCCGACGCACAUACUGCAGCAAGGAGCGGAGACUACUUAUACCGUGUGGCUCACAUUUUACCACGACUCAGACUGGUUAUGGGGAACCAUCACCAGGACUUGACCACGAGAGAAGUUCAGAGGGGCGUUAUGCUCGUCGAGUCUGGCUUCGCAAUGGGUGUUGAGUCUCGAGUCUGCAUUAUGAAUGCAUCGCAGACACUUGAACGACUUAGUAAAGUAGUCUCUCGCCUUUGCAUGCUCACCCAUGGCAGAGUAGUUUCUUCAGGAGCCACAAUCGCAAAACAAGUCUCGAUAGUCCAUAGUUUCAUUUGCAAGGUGCGACACGCCCUCGGAGAAAUCCUACAUGACCGACGAUAUAUGGAGAACGCCGUAUCUGGAGAAGUUACUGACGAGUUGAGGCUCGCGAUUGAGACAUCCAGUAACCUUCAGGAGCGUCUGUCACAAAUUCUCGUAAAUAUACAUUUAAGUGCUACGCCAAUUCUUCUGGAAGACGAGCACAAAAUGGUCAAGGAAGCUCAAGAACAUCUGACGACGAUUAUUGCAAUGUCCUGUCGGUGGGCUGCGAGCCAAGAUCCUAUCAAUGCUUAUGCACGACAGCUGCACAUCUGGCUCCAGGACUACAGCCACUACGAGAUAGCCUCGGUGCCUUACGAGCAAGGCCCUGAUGGGACACCUGCACUGAUCGAUGUACUACUGAUCAGGAUCCAGGAGAUUCUGGCAAUCUGCCCGAAGGACCAGGACAGUUCAACAGAAACUAGAAAUGGCUUUAUCCGUCAUGAUUGCGAGUUAUCGAUCAAGAUGACGCGCACUCUUGGGCUUGACGUCGUUUUGAGUCAAUGUGACGCGGUCCUCAAUGAAACCGCUCGCUGUUCAAAAGCUGCACUGCAGCAAAGGCUUUCACGGAUCCUGCCAUUCCUGGUUCAGUUCAUGGACAUGGCGAAAGAACAGCUGUUGCGUCAGAGCGCAUGGACCAAUUCACUUCUGAAGCUCGAGUACGUUGCUUGUUCUGUGAUACUCAGCGUCGCCAGAGAAGGUUUCUGCCGGCCUCCUGACGUGGAAGAAUCGGAUUCUGGAGAGGGCGAUGUUGAGGUGGAUGCUGAAGGUACCGGAGUGGGAGAGGGCAAGGGGAUGAAUGAUGUUAGCAAAGAGAUCCAGGAUGAAAAUCAAGUUGAAGGGCUGAAGGGAGAAGAAGAGGAUGUCGAUGAAGAGACUGAAGCUGCGCAAGAUGGUGCGAUCGAGAUGAGCGAUAAUGUAGAUGCUCGUUUGCAAGAUGUGGCAGGAAGCGACCACGAGGAGGAGGAUGAUGAUGAUGAAGACGAUGCGGGCCCUGAGGAGCAAGUGGGCGAUCUGGAUGCGUCAUCGGAUCCUGCAGCUGUCGAUGAGAAACUCUGGGGUGAUGAGUCAGGUCCGUCAGAGCCUGAACGGGGUGAUGGCAAGACUAAUGAAGACCAUUCACGUCGCAACGGAGAAUCUGAGAUUGUGGCCAAGGAGGACGAGACGAUGAAGGAAGCAACAUCAGACAAAGGUCAUGAUGCGGAGGCGGCACCAAAGGACACAGAUGCUGAGCCAGAGGAAGACAUUCAAGGAGACGGUGGUGAACCACAGGAAGAUGAAAAUGGUGAACCUCUAGACGAGUUCAUUCCAGACACGAAUAUAUUGGACCUGCCUGACGACAUGAACUUCGACGCUGAGAAGGAGCGACCUGACCAGAAUCAAGAUGAGAAUGAUAUGGAUAUGGGUAAGGAUACGGACGGGAUGGAAGAGGAAACACUCGAGCAGUACGAGGAAGGCGAAGAUGCUCCGCAAAUGCUUCAGGAUGAUCUGCUACAUGCAGAGGAAGAAACAGCCGAUGGUACAUCCCAAGUCAGGCAAGAAGAUGCCGGCGGCCCCGACGCCCCUCCAGACGAGACAAAGGAUCAUACUACCGCUGCGGCCGAUCUUCAUGCAGGCGAUGGCGUCAAUGAUGGCUCUCCUCAAGAUGCUUCUGGAUCUCCGAGUCAUCAGAGUGCCCUCGACCAAGGGACCAGCGCUGUUGAACAAGCUAUAGGGGCAGGCAAAGCCACUGCUUGCAGCGAUGAGCAGGAGGACAGCGUGAUGAACGAUGAAAUGAACGGUGGAGCGGAGGCUCCUCAAGACGAGCGCGACCAUGAAAGUACUGGCGAAAAUGCAUCGAUUUCGACACAAUCCCAUCCUGGCGGUGCAUCCUCUCGUGCGGCUCUUGAACAGACCUCAAGGAGCUCACUUCGUAACCUUGGUGACGUUCUGCGGGACGUAAGUCGGCGGUUUGAUGACAUCAUGGACACUGAGGGGCUUCCUGAGGAGAAGGCUCAGAACGAUGUCGAUGACACUUCUCAGAUGCAAUACUCGCAUCCCGAUUCCACUAUUGACCAGAUGCAGGCCUUAGGACCGGCUCCACAGGAUCAAGCUGCCAAGCUUGACGAGCUCAGUUUCUCAGAUGGGAAAAGCGAGCCAAAUGUCUCAAUGACAUACAUGGAAACUGAGCCUCAAGAGACACAACAAUCGCCGGAUCGGGUUGCUGCUUUCCACUCAGAGCGAUCAUCGCAGAUCAUAGAGGAGGGUACGGAGAAAGCCAUGACCAAAACAGAGAUUCGUUCACGGUUACUGGGCACAGAAAGCGGUGAAUCUAGUGCAGCUCUCCCAUCGACCCUAGACAUGGUCUCUCUAGAAGAAGCGUCGAAAGACGUCGAAUCCAAGUUGCGAGAGUGGCAAGCUAGUGGUCAGCCUUCGGAAUGUGCAGGGGAUAUCUGGCGCCUUUAUGAAUCACUCACACACGACUUGUCCUACGCUUUGUGCGAGCAGCUACGACUGAUUCUGGAGCCGACCCAGGCAACGCGACUGAAGGGUGAUUAUCGCACCGGAAAGAGGCUGAAUAUGAAGAAGAUCAUUCCGUACAUCGCGAGCGAAUUCACAAAGGACAAGAUCUGGUUGCGGCGGACAAGGCCCAGUCAGCGAGAGUACCAAGUUCUGAUCGCUCUGGAUGACUCGAAGUCCAUGGCAGAGUCGCACUCCGUUCAUCUCGCAUACGAGACGCUAGCACUAGUUUCGAAAGCUCUCAGCCGUCUUGAAGUGGGCGACAUCGCUAUUGCGAAGUUCGGCGAAACUGUGGACGUUCUGCACGCUUUCGACGGUGGCCCAUUCACAGACCAGGCGGGAACGAAGGUCAUCGACGCAUUUCGAUUCGAUCAGAAGGCUACGCAGGUGCUCUCGCUUGUAGAGACGAGCCUCCAGCUCCUCGAGCAAGCCAGGGAGAGGCGCACAGUUAGCUCUGCGACUGCAUCGGACUUGUGGCAGUUAGAGAUCAUCAUCUCUGAUGGUAUUUGUCAAGACCACGAGACGCUCCGCACGGUCCUGCGAAAGGCAGAGGAGCAGCGCGUCAUGGUCGUCUUCGUCAUUCUCGACUCGCUUCAUACGAAAAGCUCAGCAGACGGAGAGUCCGCAAUCCACAACUCUAUUCUGUCGAUGACCAACGUGGCCUACAGAAACGUUGACGGUCGCAUGGAUAUUCAGAUGGAACGUUACUUAGAUACCUUCCCCUUCGAGUAUUACGUCGUCCUGAGGGAUGUGGAGGCUCUCCCAGAUGUUUUGUCAGGUACAUUGCAGCAGUUCUUCGAAAGAGUAGCAGAGAGUUAAUUUUCAUGUUCGUAUCUACAACUGAUUGCAUGUACUAUCAUUCUUGUAUAAUCUAUAAAAUGCGGCAUGUCAUACAGUGGAAACUUC
Messenger RNA from Laetiporus sulphureus 93-53, 15303 nucleotides. Its product is annotated as midasin. Gene Ontology annotation, cellular component: preribosome, large subunit precursor; nucleus. Gene Ontology annotation, molecular function: ATP hydrolysis activity; ATP binding. Bases 103 to 15216 code for a protein of 5037 amino acids. The record is from RefSeq and is a predicted model, not a curated record. The transcript has 19 exons. NCBI's taxonomy places the organism in Eukaryota, Fungi, Basidiomycota, Agaricomycetes, Polyporales, Laetiporaceae. Gene Ontology annotation, biological process: rRNA processing; ribosomal large subunit assembly.